This is a messenger RNA of Cinclus cinclus, 381 nucleotides long. RefSeq names its product feather keratin 1-like. The coding region runs from base 16 to 381 and encodes 121 amino acids. The transcript is spliced from 2 exons. Gene Ontology annotation, cellular component: intermediate filament. Gene Ontology annotation, molecular function: structural constituent of cytoskeleton. The record is from RefSeq and is a predicted model, not a curated record. NCBI's taxonomy places the organism in Eukaryota, Metazoa, Chordata, Aves, Passeriformes, Cinclidae.
GAGCAGUAUAAAAGCAUGAGGUUCUCCUCACUCUCCCAUCCACUCCUCUCGCCUCCAUCUCCUUCAGUACCAGAUAUGUCCUGCUACACCCCGUGCCGGCCCUGCCAGCCCUGCGGCCCCACCCCGCUGGCCAACAGCUGCAAUGAGCCCUGUGUCAGGCAGUGCCAGGACUCCACCGUGGCCAUCCAGCCCUCUCCCGUGGUGGUGACCCUGCCUGGCCCCAUCCUCAGCUCCUUCCCACAGAACACUGCCGUGGGAUCCUCCACCUCUGCUGCUGUUGGCAGCAUCCUCAGCUCUCAGGGAGUGCCCAUCAGCUCUGGGGGCUUUGGUCUCUCAGGCUUGGGCAGUGGUCUCUGUGGCACGAGAUGCCUCCCCUGCUAA